AGGUGGAGCCUGAACUCUUGCAUCAGAUAAGUUCUUCAGUUCAUAUCAGGUUUCAGUUUCCUCUAACAACACAGUUUAACUCUGUAUCACCUCUGAUCCCUCAGAAGCGGUUCUUCCUCAUCUGUCGGCUGCUUUUGGUCCGCACUCCUGCUGAAGCUCACUUUGAGAUUCCUGAAAUGCACCAAAGAAGUUGGACAGCAGGACACCUGAGCUCUCACCUGCCCGUCCUCAGCCAUUCACAUUCACAUUCACACGAGGAGUCUAUGGUUACUGGGAGGACCUGACCGACACACCAUCAGGGACAGGAUGGUCUGGGUUCUGCUGGUCGUCCUCACAGCCUCAGUCUGUGGGAUGUUUGCUGAGAAAAUGUUUCCUACUGUCUAUCGGCUGGAGGACGACAACAUCACCGUCACAUUGGACAGUCAUGACCAAACCGACUUGUCUCUCGCCAACAUCAUUUGUAUCCUGCAAUCGAAGCCUCUGAAGGUUUUGUAUCGAAUGAUUGGUGGUGCUGAGGUCCCAGAGUCUCAGCAUCAGCAGUUUGCAGGACGGGUGCUCUGUGACGGAGACGCCCUGAGACGAGGACGAGUCCAACUUCACGUGUCCAGAGUCACAGCUGAAGACUCAGGUGAUUACAGGUGUGAUCUGGCUGCUGAUUACGACAGGAAGGAGAGGAGAUGGAGGCUGAAGACCACCGAGAUGUUUGCCUUGAACGUGUCCCAUCGUGGAGCCAACAGCAACGUGUCCCUCAGCACGCCAAAGUUACCUGAAGGUGAACCAGGAUGGUCAAAGACGGAGCUCAUAGUGUACCUGAUGUUGGCUGUUGGUGUUGUGGUUUUGGUUUCUGCCCUUGUUGGUCAUAAAGUUUAUCUGAGAAGGCGCUCAGCUCAAGCUUCUCGAGCUCAAGACCAGGUUGUGCAGUCCCUCAGUGAGCCCCUGAAACAGAUCAACAACAAGUCAGGCACACAUCCACAUGUGAUCCAGGUUCCAAACGGCUCAGGACUUCAGAACCUGACCCUCGAGCCCCCAUGAAACGAGAAGACGAACACAUUCAGCAUUUGUAAAUGAUGUCCACAGUUCUUGCCUGCAGUCGACUGCAUUUAAAGCACAUAUCCAUCUGUAUAAUAUGUUCUGUCAGUCAGGUGUCAUCGUACACCAUGUACAUACUGUAAAGUUAUUUAUUGUAUCUGCACUUGCUGCUUUUUGCACUUCUGGUUAGAUGCUAAACUUCAUUUCGUUGCCUUGUACCUGUACAUGUUUAAUGACAAUAAAGUUGAAUCUGAUCUAA
Messenger RNA from Scatophagus argus, 1288 nucleotides. RefSeq lists its product as uncharacterized. The coding region runs from base 307 to 1032 and encodes 241 amino acids. The transcript is spliced from 8 exons. The record is from RefSeq and is a predicted model, not a curated record. Lineage: Eukaryota; Metazoa; Chordata; Actinopteri; Scatophagidae.